AAUAUAUUUAGAAAUCAUUGUAUUUAUUGGCUAUUAUUAGUUUUCUAAUUAAUCCUAGCCUUUGUAUAUAAAUUAGAAUGCCUGUAAAUCAUUUUAGUAUGAAGAAAUAUAAAAGAAAAUUUUCCAAAUUCUCUGUUUUCUACACUAUUGCUCCCCCUGGUACACGAAACUUUGGCCUUUAUGUUUCAGUGCCAUUUCAUCUCUUAGCAUUUUGCUGUUUUUCCUAAAGGAAAGAGAAGGGGAACUAGCAGUAACAAAUUGCUUGUGAAACUCGAUUUCUGCAUUCGCUCUUGGUGUUUGCUAACUCAUGGUAAUGUCAUAAAAAUUGAACACAUAUUCUUACUCUAUUGGCAGUCAGCCCCAGGCAAGCAUAGUUAAUCAAGGCAGAGAUAGAUAAUUAUUCCAGUUUUAACUGCCUUCCAUUAAAUUUAAUCUACGGAAGACAUUCCAGACUAUUUUGUUAUGUUUUAUGUAUUAACCAAAAGACAUUGAAUGCUCUAUUGGGUGGUCAGUUUUUCACAUCCAAUUAGAUUUAUGGAUCUUUAAUUCAGUUUUGUUGAGUUAUAUUAAUAUCAUAAUCAGCAUAGUAGUCAAAUAAAGGAGCUUUCUUUUCUUAGGAAGUCCAAUUUUCAUAUGGAUUUGGAGCAAGAUAUAGCAUUGCUUUUUGUUCUAUAAAUAGCCUUGCUUAUAUAGCAUUGUUAGAAAGUAUUUGCAGUCAAUAAUAUUCCAGCAAUUUAUGCUUUUGUUUUUGAGUUGUUCUAACCCUAUAAAGUACAAGUCUAGUGAGUCCAUCCUACUAGUGUCAGAUUAGUGCUCUGAAGAUAAUAGGAUCUGCCAAGUUAUUUUAAUCCCUAGUUCUUGAGUUCUACUUUAGCCCUAAAAUAAGUAUCUUAAUUCAUUCUACAUCUCUUUAAGUAGUUAAAUGUUCUAUGGCAUGCGAAAGCAAUGUAGAAGCCUUGAGGUAUCAUCAAUCAAAGAUGUGCAAACAAAGAACCUAGGGGCGAUGUUAUGAAGUGAAAAAUAAUAGCAGUAAAUGUAGAAAUGCUUAGACAGUUUUUAGUUAGCAUAUGUUGUCCAGUGGCUGCUAAAUGAGCAAGUUAAGUUAGUUAUCUAUGCUCAAGUUGGUUAGUAGAUGCUAAAGCAAGUAUACAUAAUUCUAAAUGGGGGGAAAAAGACAAAAAGAAUUGGCCAUAAUUGAUACUUGACCUAAAGUUUUGGAAUUUUUGAAUUUUGACCCUUUCCUUUGUAUUUUAUCAUCGCUGUGGCCAAUAUCAUUUCUUCAGCAAUAUUAUCAGCAGACUGACCAUUGCAUAUAUGGGAUUUAAUCUCAUAUAACAUUUUAUGGAAUGGUUCUGUAAUUGUAGGGAAGCAUGUGAUAAAUUUGUUUGUUCAGUACACACCCCACAGUCCCUCAGAUGGAAGCUGGGAAGAUCCUGCUUAUAGAGUGAGUUCAAUUACGGAAAUUUUAGCUUGUUAAUUUUAAAGAUUGGUUGUUGUGGUGAAUACCGAGAAUUACUAUUGGUUCUACUUCUAUCUUCCUUUUAUGUGGCUUAUUAACUGUCCACUGCUCCACCCAAAAACCACUCUAUCUUUGCCUUCUUUGUUUUUUGUUACAUUUCAUAUGUGAUAUACAUGUGACGCAUAGGGCUGAAACAUGAGAGUUUCAUGGAAUUGCUUGUGCUAAUCUUCUUUCUAUGCUCAAGAACUCUAGCAAAUGUUCUGUUUUGCAGGAUCAUUUUCACAAAAAUGUUUCAAUUUGGUGGAGGAAUAUGUCCCUGGCUUCACAGCUCAUCAAUCAUUGGUUAUGACUUGUUGACACCACCAGACCUUGAAAGGGAAAUUGGUCUGACAGGGGGAAAUAUAUUUCAUGGUGCUAUGAAAUUGGAUUCUCUCUUCCUUAUGCGACCUGUUGAAGGAUGGUCAAACUAUAGGACACCGCUCCGAGGGCUGUACCUGUGCAGAAGUGGAAGCCAUCCGGGCGGUGGUAUGAUGAAUGCACCUGGACGUAAUGCUGAAUUCGUAGUUCUGCAGGAUGUUAAAAAACAUUAAAUUUAAGUACACAAAUUUGAAGCUCUAUAGUUUCUCAGAUUUCCAUUUCAUGUUUUUCGAGUACUGUGUUAUGAUGAACUAUUUGGGAAGACUUACCCCUCCAA
This is a messenger RNA of Hevea brasiliensis (rubber tree), 2153 nucleotides long. RefSeq lists its product as uncharacterized. The coding region runs from base 1666 to 2049 and encodes 127 amino acids. The record is from RefSeq and is a predicted model, not a curated record. NCBI's taxonomy places the organism in Eukaryota, Viridiplantae, Streptophyta, Magnoliopsida, Malpighiales, Euphorbiaceae. The transcript has 3 exons.